AUGGUUCGCUCAAGAAUUGUGCUCAUCCUUUUUGCAGUCAUUACCACCACCACACGAGCUAUCGACUGGAGCUUUUGGAACGACGACAACGACGUGGACACAAGCACUGAUACUGAGAUACUGUCGCCUGAAACACUUACGAAUAUGAUGGGAUCCGACUACAUGGACCGCGUCAAGGCAUUAGUUUUUGCAUCGAAGGACUCGUCGGCUGCAACCGACAACUCGCCUACCACGAUGCCUCCUUCCACAGACUCUUCGCCAUUGUCACCUUCGAUGAUUAAGACUGUCGUGGCCCCAUCGGCUGCCACCGACAACUCGCCUACCACGAAGCCUCCUUCCACAGACACUUCUUCAUUAUCACCUUCGAUGAUUAAGACUGUCGUGGCCCCAUCGGCUGCAACCGACAACUCGCCUACCACGAAGCCUCCUUCCACAGACACUUCUUCAUCGUUACCUUCGAUGAUUGGGACGGUCGUGGCCCCAUCGCGAGCUCUGCCACACUCAACAUUGUCAUCUCGCAUGCCUCCUGAUAAUGCGAUUGCAACGCCUGCAACUGUCACGAGAAAUUUUAGAUCAAGCUACCGUAACUGGGUGGGACCUUGGAGUCAAUCCGCCAGCUCGGCAUGUUACCGUGAAGCUCACAUCAUGACGACCUGUCCGAGUAACUACGACCGCAACGAUUUAACGAAUACUUGUUGGACGGAGUGUCCGAUGGAUUACCCUGUCGAGUGUGACAUGCAGUGUAUUCAACAGAAUAACGACUGUGCUCGUGAAAAUGCUGCGAAGAUUUCCGCUAUAGCCAUGUCUACCUUGAGUAUGGCCACCCUCGGUGUGUUUGGCGAGAUAGAAAACCUGGGAAGGAAAGCGGGGUGGGCUAUCAGGUGUGUCAACAUGCUGAUGACGGCGACACGAGCUAUCAUUCGUUUUACGCGUAACCAAAUGGUCUUGGACCCACAAACGUCGCAAGAGAAGCUUCUUCUGCUACUGUACCAGACAAAUUGGGUCGUUGCCGAUCUGCCUGCUACUAUCUACAGGUGCACGGGAAGGCCGGUGCCACCAAACCUUUUGCUGGCACGACAACUGAUGCCCACUGUUCAGUACAUUCUUCUAUUGGUGCUCGGCUAUAGCGAUACCAUCAUUUCCGACUGGAAACAUUUCAAGGCUUUCAUGACUAGCGCCAAUUUCACGGAGGCUGCUUCUAAAAUUACAGAGGGCGAGAUCUCGAGUCUUGAAACGGCUAUGAAGCAGAAAUCGACUUGCAGCGAUGACUUGAGUUCAGCGAUGAAUCUUGUCUGGAUGACUAUUAGUGAGUAUAGAGAGAAGAAUCCUGAUAUCAGUGAGGCAGAAGUCCGUCUCAAAAUAAGCCAGUCCGAUCUCAUGUUGUACGACAUCCCUACGGUGACUAACAACUGCAUGAGUCAAAUGAUCUCCGAGUCUAAUGAGGCCACCGCGUACAAUACGCGCGAAACGCUUCGAAAGACGUUCGGAGUUGUUAUUAACGACCUCAUUAAGCAUGGCAGGAGUGACAAUGGAACGUCCAUGGCCGCGAAGCACAGCACUUACUUGUGGGUCGACACUGCUCUUACUCUUAUUUCAUGCACGGGACUCGAAGCCGCGGAUCUGUCGGUCGUGUUUUCCGAAUUUCUCCAGACCGUCUGUGGCCCGACACAGUUCAUGGGUGAAAUUGACGACGGCACUGAUGCCGCUACCCUGGGCUUGAAUGCACUCAAGAAGGCCUUCAAGAACAGUUCGAGCUCUUGGACUAGGAUCGGGGACGGCGUUGUCAUCGUCAACUUUAAGAGCAAUGACAUCGAAGAUGUUACGGUGAAUAUUAUGUCUGGUGGUAACAAAAUUGACGAGGUGAAUGUGAAAGCUGGAGGCACAGCUCAGUGGAGUUCAACCGUCAAAGCACUAGGUGGGAAGACGUUGUAUUUAGACCGGUGGCAUACGAAUAUCCUAGGCAUUUCUAAUACAGGAGGUGGCUCAUUGAUGUUGUGGGUGCCCAUUGCACGUGAGGGGGGCCACUUAGAAGUCGAGGCCCAGCUGAACCCUACUUAA
Messenger RNA from Peronospora farinosa, 2058 nucleotides. The record is from the annotation of a GenBank genome assembly. NCBI's taxonomy places the organism in Eukaryota, Oomycota, Peronosporomycetes, Peronosporales, Peronosporaceae.